This is a messenger RNA of Vespa crabro (European hornet), 3600 nucleotides long. RefSeq names its product diacylglycerol lipase-beta-like. The transcript is spliced from 14 exons. Lineage: Eukaryota; Metazoa; Arthropoda; Insecta; Hymenoptera; Vespidae. Gene Ontology annotation, biological process: lipid metabolic process. Bases 1462 to 3474 code for a protein of 670 amino acids. The record is from RefSeq and is a predicted model, not a curated record.
CUUUAUGAUUAUUACAAGACUUUGAACCAUGUAUGUAUAUAUAUAUCUAAAAUCUAAUAGAACAAAUUAUUAAAUCUCUCGAUAAAUUUUCAUUAAUAUCUUAUUAUACUAAAAGAUUCGAAAGACAAUACGAAGUAUGACAUUUGUAAAAAAAAUACAGCGCAUAAUAGAAACUUACGAAGUAAAAUAUGGUUUAUUUCUAUCUUUGUCAAAGGAGAGAACACAGCUUCCCUUUUAAGAAUACUUUCCUGUACAUUGCAAAGGAAGGUGCCGCAAGACAGGUUGAGGAAGAAAAAAUGUACUUUGCGCCGAUUCGCUGAACCAAUCGACGGCCAACCGAAUCGUGAAAUUCAACGUAGGAUGUCACAGAGCAAGGUGAACGAGUAGACUUCGCAAAUAGUCAGACGGAGUAUCACUGUGUGUAUCUUACGAUUGCCGCUUACAUUUCCUCUCGGAGAAUCCUCUUUUACCGUUUAGCAUUCUUACAAAAAAUUUUUUCAUGAAGAUACCAAUGAAAGUACAUGCGGUAUUCAAAGAAUUUUCUAACAAUUCGUUCACCGUCACUAUCAUCCUUUAAAUCUUCGUUACGUUAUGUUUUUGUAUAUUUAUGAAAAGUAAAAUAUUUCUACAGUUAUUGUACGUUUACGACGAAAAAAGUGCGAUUUACCAAUUGUGAGAGAAGAAAAAUUUUAUCAAGUUUCAAAGAGAAGAAAUUUUUGUCAGGUGAUCGUUUUAGAAUUAAUGAUUCUUUGUUUUAUAUGUUCUUAUCAUUAUCGAUAAUAAAAUAUCGCUUUCUUUGUGAUAUUCUUGCGAGAUAACUUCACAUUCUUCUUUGAUAAUUUCAAAAAUAAUAUUAUAUCUUAUAUAUUAUAUUAUAAGUUGAAUCUCAUGUUUAAUAAACAAGCUUCAUUCAUGAAUAUAAUAUCAAUUUACAUACAUACGCGUAAAAACAAACUAAUAAUAUAUAUCAUUCAUUAUCACCAUCACUCAUUAUGCAGAUUAUGCAAAUUAAGUGCAAUAAAACAAUUUAAUUUUUUACAAUUAAUCAUAUCAUUACGAAACGAUGAAAAUUUCUCAAUGAGAUAAUAUAUCUCGAUUUUUAUUUCCUCUCCCUUUUAAACUCUCCAUUCACAAUGGCGUAGUUCAUUCUAAACUAUUAUCUAUCAAAGAUUCGUAUGUAAAGGAUAUAAAUGAAGACUUUCUCUUGGAACUUUCUCUACGUCAUGUCAGAGUGUUCAAUGAAUUCUAAAUUUAAUAUGUUUUAAAGUACGCACGAUCAUAUAAAUUUUAAAAAAAUAUUUAUUAUAAAAAAUUCUGUAUCCUUUCAAUAUUAUGGAACAUUGAAAACCUCGAGAUUAGAGACCACAGCUUUCGAAGAAUUUUUGUACGAUCACUAUUCUGGAUCUUUCUACAUACAACUUGUACAGCUAUAGAUUUAUCAAAUCAUCAUUUAUAUUAAAAAUGCCAGCCUUGAAGCUUUUCGGCCGAAAAUGGUUGGCAGCCACGGAUGAUCUUGUAUACCCUGGAUUGUUCGAAAUUUUAAUACGCCUUACUUGGUUAAUCUUGAUAGGAAUAGGAUGCGUACAAUAUUACGCAAGUACCUGGAAAUGUCAACUAGGAGGCGAUGUAGUCCGUGUAUAUUUAAUAGGAGAAAUAACCAUCCUUGGCAUAGUUAUAAUUAUUACAUUUUUUAUCAUAAGAUAUAGCAGUAAAGGAUCCAUAACGGAUACACACGCUCGCCGUUAUGUUGAGCCGCUUCUCACAGUGAAAAUAUUCAUGAUUCUACCCGAAAUAAAUUGGAACAUUUUGGGAACGCUUUGGAUCUCCAGUAAGAACAUAGAUUGCGAGAUAGAACAGUACACAAUGAGCAUCGUAAAGGCAAUGGUAUUUUUCAAUUGGAUCCUUAUCGGCCUUACCAUCUUCGGUUUCGUUCUUGUUUUCGAUCCUCUUGGCUCGUUGGAUAUACGCGAGAAAGAUCUAGACGACUCGAUCAAGCAUGGAAAGAUAUCGCGAAACUGGCGGCGAAGAUUCAAAUUCCUUUGGUGGAUGAGGAAAGACGAAAAGGCCAAUGAGACUUUCCAACAUGUCGCUGGUCUUCUCAGCGCACUAUUUCGAGGAACGGAUUUGGUACCUUCUGACGUUAUGGCAGGCUUAAUUCUACUGCGAGUUCGGCAGAAACGUGAAACGCACGAAUUGAGAAGUUUAAAUCUACUUUCUUGGCCGAAAUAUACUGUUGAUGCACGCGAUAUUUUUACUGAAACUCCCAGUUGGAUGACCUUGGAAAAUGCACAUCAUUUCCUUAAAUUAUCGAUUGCAUCUUACGGCCAUUUGUUCGUUUGUUAUCAACAUAUAUGUACAGGAUGUUUUCGUUUAAUACCGAACUUAACUUGCUGUGCCUGCUUCCGAAAAAAACGGAAAGUCAUCCUGAACGACAAUUGUUGCUUCUAUAACUUAUCGGGGGUAAAAUACAUAUCGAAAUUAUCAAAUGAUGACAUUUUAUUCGCUAGUUUCAAGAAUCAUUUAUGUGAGAUACCUUUUUGCGUGAUAGUCGAUCAUAAAACAUCUAGUAUCGUUAUAAUUGUACGAGGCUCUCUGUCAUUGAGAGAUUUAAUCACAGAUAUCGCCGCAGCAUCCGAGACAUUUGAAUGUCUAGGACUACCUUCAGGAAGCAUGGCACAUAAGGGUAUGAUAUUAGGAGCUAAAACACUUUUAAAACAAUUGCACCAUUAUAAAAUCUUAGAAAUGGCUUUUAAUACAUAUCCCACUUAUACCCUUACAUUAACAGGUCACAGUUUAGGUGCUGGUGUGGCAGUUUUACUGGGCAUACUAUUACGUCCUGAAUACCCGAAUUUAAGAGUUUAUGCAUUUUCUACACCAGCUGGAGUUAUUAGCCGAAGUGCUGCUAAAGUUACAGAAGAAUUUGUAUUAACAGUAACCCUUGGAGAUGAUCUUGUAACAAGAUUGAGUGUUGAAAGUACAGAAGAUUUAAGAACAUCUUUGCUUGCCACUCUUGCAGAAUGUCGAUUACCAAAGUACAGAGUAAUUCUUAAUGGUUUUGGGUAUGCAUUACAUGGUGUCCCUGAACAAGAUCUCGACAAAACAUGGACAACUUCUGAUAUCAUUAAUUCAAUACCAGGACAGUCUCCUUUAUUAACAUAUUCUGAAACUACUAAUAAUGUGGAAAACACAGUAUUAACAUCAAAUAUUUCACAAAGAAGAUUUUCAAAAAUGAGACUUUACAAUGCUGGUCUUAUAUUACAUCUGGCAAGAUGUAAGCAUACAGAAACAGAUACAAAAAGAAAGAAAAAGAAAAAUGAAAAGAAAUAUGAAAUGCGGUGGGCACAGCCAGAAGAAUUUACAAAAAUGAUAAUAAUGCCGCGAAUGCUUUUAGACCAUCUUCCAGAAAAUUUGGAAAACGCACUUGCAACAUUGAUAGAACAACAAAAAGAUCUACCAAUUUACUUUGACCCAUAAUAUAGUUUCAAAAACAUGUAAAAUUUAAUUAAUAUUUUACUUAAAUUAAAAAUGGUAAGAGGCUCCUUGUAAUUAUAUAUAUUGUAAUACUAUUUUGUAAAUUUAGAAAAUACACAAUAAAAUUUA